AUGGCGGUUCGGUUGCGGCCAAUGACCUGCAGGGGACGCUCGGAGAGACAAUGUUGUAGCAGCGUGGUCCGUGGAUCUUGCGCCGGUGGACAAGCGCAUGUGCCGGCCGUCAUGGUCCAUGGACAGAUGAACCAAGUGCAGCAGGGGCAGCAACCUGGCCCAAUGAUGUACCUGAUGGCACUGGCCAACGACAAGUUCUCUAUGAUGGGCGAUGUUAUGGGGUUCGGCCCCAACGGGUACGCAAGGAUGGCUGUGGUGCCUCCGCCACCACCUCCUCAAGGUGGGGUGGGUAUUGUGAGCCCCGGGUCAUCAGACGGGUGGAGCGCCAUGACGCAGGCUGACAUGACGAACUACAUCGGUGAUGGAGCGAUGAUGGAAAACGUCCACGCUCUGGAGGAUCAUUCCUCCAAGAGGAGCAUCAACCAUCGCCACCGCCGCGUGAUCAAGAAUCACAAGUCAGCCGCACGAUCGCGUGCUAGGAACAGGCACUUACAUUGUUGCCAAAAUUGUUGGUUUUUAUGCAAUGCCAUUUCUGCAAUAGCUUAUAUUGUGGAUCUUGAAGCUGAACUAGACUACCUCAAGGAGGAGAAGGCUUGUCUAAAAGAUGAGGAGCUGGUGGAGAAGAUGAUGGAACAGUCCAAGGAGAAAGUGACCAUCUGA
Molecule: messenger RNA, 660 nt
Organism: Triticum turgidum subsp. durum (durum wheat)
Lineage: Eukaryota; Viridiplantae; Streptophyta; Magnoliopsida; Poales; Poaceae
Source: the annotation of a GenBank genome assembly